CCUUCUAACUAGGAAUAGAAGAAAUAUCCCAGAAUCAGAGUGCAUGUGCCCACCCGGUCCGCCCGGGAAGCGAGGCAAGAGGGGCAAGCAGGGAGAGCCCGGCGAGCCAGGACCGCCGGGCGCAUCGGGGCCUCCAGGAAAACCCGGAUUUCCGGGUGCGAUAGGAAUCGAUGGCCCCAAGGGAGAUUCCGGUGAAAAAGGGGACAAAGGAGAAAAGGGUGACUCGGGAAUCGACCUUGUCUCAAAUGUGAAGGGAGUAAAGCGUUCAGUCAAGAUGCCCCACGGGGGCAUCGCUGACGCCACCGAUUUUAAGGAACUAGCAAACAUCGGAGUGACAUUCUCUCCAGGCGAUGUGUUUAUGAUGAAGGGAUCGCAAGGAGAGCCUGGUCCUCCAGGCCCCCCUGGACCCCCUGGACCACCGGGAUUGCCAGGAUUUGACGGCGGCACAGGACCCCCUGGACCCGUGGGUCCUCAGGGUGAAGUUGGUCCCAGCGGCCCACCGGGCCUCGUGGGGCCUGUUGGAAAGGACGGACUCCCAGGACCUAAGGGCGAGAAAGGCGACAAAGGCGAACGCGGCCUUACGACGACGCUGGACGGAAAUACGUUCCCGACGGGAUUCAUCGAAGGCCCCGCUGGACCGCCCGGACCGCCGGGUCCCGCCGGACCACCAGGAAGGAAGGGCGACGUCGGCAUCCCGGGACCACCGGGGGAGGACGGCGCCAAGGGCGACAAGGGAGAGCGGGGCCGCAGGGGAAAGAAGGGCAACACUGGAAGGGACGGCAGGUCUAUCCGAGGCCUCCCUGGACAGAAAGGCGAGCCUGGAGCGAAGGGCAUGAAAGGAGACUUUGGGCUGCCCGGACCCAGGGGCGAGAAGGGCAGCGUCGGCCACCCUGGAAGGCCAGGAGAAGACGGCGCACCGGGAAGGCCCGGACCGACGGGGCUACCUGGAUCCAAGGGUGAGAAAGGCAGCGCCGGAGAAGCCAGUCCACCUGGCCUGAUGGGAAUGCCAGGAUUACCCGGUCCCCCAGGAAAGCCCGGACCUCAGGGAGAGAAAGGAGACAAAGGCGAUGGCGCGCCGGUGCGGUACAUGAGACAGGCAAGUGGUCCUUACAAACUUUGCAUUGUUGCUGGCGUAUCGCUCGCCCAGAAGUCCAAGCGCAGACCCCCGGAGCAUCACCACCACCACUUCGCCUCCGACCACGGCGGCGGAACUCAGGGGGACAGCGCAUUCGAAACGUCCUACGACUUCGUCAUCGGGCCGCCGGGUCCACCAGGCCUACCGGGGCCGCCUGGAUUCCAGGGUCCUCCCGGCAUCAAAGGCGACAAAGGCAUCGACGGCCAGAAGGGCGAACAGGGCGAGAAGGGCGACCUGGGACUCAUGGGACCCAUGGGCCUGCCGGGUCCAAUGGGUCCGGUGGGGCCGGCUGGACUACCCGGAAAAGAAGGCCGGACGGGAAUCACGGGGCCACCGGGUCUGGAUGGAAUGAAGGGUGAACGAGGUGCGCCGGGUAACAAAGGCGAAAAAGGAGAGCCGGGCCUUCCCGGCACCGACGGCAUCCCAGGGCUACCGGGACCCAAGGGCGACCGGGGCGAGACGGGCAUAUUGGGACCCCGUGGGAAGCGUGGAAAGAAAGGAGACAAGGGCGAUAAAGGCGAUCAAGGAGUACCAGGACUGGAUGCACCAUGCCCGCUUGGACCAGACGGACUGCCACUGCCCGGAUGUGGCUGGAAGCCACCAAACACAAUAGGCGGUCCUAUGCCACCAGUACCACCGGAAGAACCACUAGACUCAUAAGAUAGCGUUCUACAGAAGCUUCUGGCGGCAUCCAUCAGGAGCAUUCUCGAUGUCAUCGCCCGACGUCGUUGCCUGGGAGUACGGCCGCCGGGACUGCGUCAUUGGGCCGCGGGACGUCGGUGGCAGCCGCCUGCAGCCUCGGAGAAGAAGAAGCGUGCAGCGAUCCGCAGACUCGCUCUCCCCACCCCCAGUCCCACACUGCUAUUUACGGGUUCUUUUUUGCUGCAAGUUUUGCUCUCAUCGCAGCCCCAGCGCCUACGGCGCGCACUCGUGCAUACGCACACACACAAGUACACACACAUACAAAAACGCCAUUCAGGCGCUAGUUGACGCGCUAUCUUCGACCGACCCCCGAUGACAGCGAGGCCGAGCGCGGAGGUGUGCCCUACACCGAUGACCUGCCCACCUCUCCACCUUGUUCUUUUUAUCUUGUUUUGUUUUUAUGUUCAGACGUUUUUUUAUAAAAUAUUCGCGAGAGGGAAGGAGAAAUGAUGGGCUGAAGGCUGGUGCCAAGAAGGUCUUGUAAAUUCGAAGUGGCAGCUUCCCGUGGACGCCCAGGAGUUCGCGGCUGCUUGUUCGUCUAGGCUGAUGGAAUCACUACAAAGCAAAGCAUUUCUUGACUCUCUGACGUCGCCUUUGGAAACUUUGUUUUAUUAUUAUCACUUCCGGACGUCAGCGCCGACGUUCUUCGAAGACGCUGUUCAUAAAGAUGCGGUGACCUGGAGCUGGUGCGCUACUAAAGAUGCGCACGUCAAAGUAAAGCAGUGACGUUAACAUGCAGAGACGUGUGCAAGAGUCCGCAGCAGUAUACACCGCGUCCUCCCGCAUUAUGCCACAGCAUAUGUCGAAGACGUGUUCGUCUUUUCCCCGACAAAUCAGAUGCAUCGAUAUUGGACAGACGCGGGAAGUUCCGCCCAAACCCAAGUUCAACGUGAAGGCACGCAUCAGAUUGAUGAUUGAUAUGUGGGAUUUAACGUCCCAAAACCACCAUAUGAUUAUGAGAGACGCCGUAGUGGAGGGCUCCGGAAAUUUCGACGACCUGGGGUUUUUUAACCAGCACCCAAAUCUGAGCACACGGGCCAACGACAUUUCCGCCUGCAUCGGAAAUGCAGCCGCCGCAGCCGGGAUUCGAACCCGCGACCUUCGGGUCAGCAGCCGAGUACCUUAGCCACUAGACCACCCCAGUGGGGCGCAAGUGAGAUGUAAAUGCAUGUAGUCGCAAGGCACGGCAAGGAUCUCCAACUUGCGCAAGCUGGAACUGCCCAUGAGGCACCGCUCAGCAAGACACCUGUCGCGCCUUUUUCUUGGCCAGCGAGCGUGGCGACGUCCCUCCGUUAUGCCCAUAUGCGGUACUGAUCAGCCCAUCAUUACGUAGUGAUGCACACUGGCUCUCCCUCCCUCUCUGAUGUCUAUCAUUGUAAAUGUCAUCACCUCACCGGCACCACGUGACUCGUCUGCUACCGCUGUAGAGUAGAAGCAAGGAGAGGUAGCUAAGAGUGUACAUUUAUUUCUCGCUAUCUUCUCCUUCCGCCCUCUUUCCUUUUUGCGUUUGUAACGAGUAUAAGUCGAGGUCCUGUCGUUAUCGCUGUUCUUUCACAACAGCGGCCUACUCAGUGUUUUUUUGUCAGUUGUACAAGUGACGUCUCCCAACGGCGAGCAGGUCUUUCAUUUAAAAAGUACAUGGCAGUAUAUCAAAAGCGUGCGUGGCUCUUUGCGCGAACAAAUGCUUUCUUUUAAAAUUUUCGGCCAGAAGAGGCGGGAGAACCACCAAGUUUCUUUGGAAACCGGGUUGGUCUCUCAGGUAUGCCGGCAGAUUAAUGUCGCAUUCUCUCAAGCGAAAAAAAGGAGAAAGAAAUAAAUAAAACAGAAGCGGAAUUAAAGAAAAGGAUUGAGGUAAAAGCGUGCAGUAGACCUUACCUGACCGAAGGCGGUCAUGUGCGAGUCACUUGCUCACAAUUGUGAGAAAAUACCCGAAAACUUUUUGGGCAGCCUUUUCGGUAAGCCACUGCAAAAAAGGCGAGGCUAGUAUCUUAAGUAAUUAAACACACAGGAACAGGCUCAAGUCGCAAAAAAUACAGGCCAUGAUAACCUUGGCGGACCCCACAAUUUAAAGGUCACGUUUGAGAUCCGCAAUAUGCUCAUUUUCACAGUUUGGAAGUAGAAAAGAGAGAGAGAGAAAAGAAGGCAACGACGACAAAGACUUGUGGAAGGAUCCGUGGCGUUGCUGCUGCUGCUGCAUCAUAACGGUACUUGCUCUUUAUUAUGUGUCCAUGCGCAGUCAAACGAAACAGUGAAGACACAGCGCGAACAUCUGAGCGGUGAAAGUCAGUCGUCAUGCGUCGUGGGCGUGUAUAGAAACGAGAAGGUGCGCAAUACUUACUUUUCUCUGCUCGCAGAAAGAAUGCGACGGCGGGCGUCCAGACGUUGUCACUAUGUAUCGACUUGAUGUUUGUAUGCGUCAAUGACGCGUAUACCAGCGACAAAGCGCCGAGAGGGACCGUGUUUACUCUCCCCACCUCCUUCCUCACGAAGUCACCCAAUCUGAGCGGCUGAAGCGGUGCCAUUCCGGUGAAUCUAUUUCAAAAAAGCCAUAUUUGCACUAAAGGAGGCGUUGUUUGCAACAAGCUAACGGGACUUCUGCAGUGGAGGUGACUUGCAAAUAGAGAAGGCGCAAGAACAGUCUUGCCGCUGGCAUUAAAGCGGUGACGUACUCGGCGUGGCCACAUCGGAAAGGUUCAGUUCGUGGUCAUACGACAAGUUUAUCUGACCGACUAGUGUCCUGGUGACAAAUCAACUUUAAGACGAAUUGGGUCUUCGACCAAUAUUCGCCGAUAUCUAACGAUGUGUGAGAGCUUUAGCAGCUCGUCAGGAAAUUUCUGUAUCGCUUCUCUCACCUAGAACACUCGUCUCCACGUUGCGGAAGAGAAAGGGCACUCGGGCUGCGCACGUGCUGCCCACCAGCUUGCCUGUUUUUUUUCAUAUUUCAUAUUUUUCAAUGCUUCAUUUGACCUCGCAUAGGUGGCUGACCCUCCAGAAGUUUCUAUUCAGACCUCUCAAGUGUGUCACAAUACUACCGAAAAACAGCGCCGCACGCGACAGGAACCGGCGUCAUACAGUUCUCUGGAGCAGAAGUGCCUUCUCACGCCGUGAUGGUGUAGGACAAAACUUCUAUCGGCGAGGCGCUCGUGUGCAGCUGCGAGGUACCGCGGUCCCCUCUCAAGGGCGCACUCCGUUCCAACUCAGUACCCCCGGUUGAGCUAUGAAAAGAGACUUCGAAAUGAAUCUCACAGAAACCCUGCUGCGUCAAAAGAAGCGAAAUUAAACGAAAGUUGAGGUGUGGCCCUAUAUUCUGAUGCGAGCUCUAACUGUAUGUGAAGGGACGCCAUGGAUCAACGACUAUCGAGAAAAGGUAAUCACUAACUGCCGAAGAAAGAAUCGUGUCUGGUUCUUGUUGAUGAAAAUUAAACUGUGAAAACAUUUUAUGCAAGUGUGCACAAAUUAUUUGAACGAAAAUAAGCGAAAAAAAAAAACACUUCAAACGACACUGUCACGGCGUCACAAUUGUCACGCAACGGGGAGAUUCCGGCUUAGGCUGUAAUUCUAUUCUAAACGCCUCUGUUAAUUGAGCAUUAAUUAUGCCACAAUUUCGCAUAAAUGACGCCUAAAAUUGCAUGGUAUUUUCAACAAUGCAGUAUACAUGUUUCACUCAUGCAAGUUGCGCAUUCGUUCCCACUGAAGCGAGAAUCGCGGAAGUGUAAGUUUGUUAGUACACAUGUGGUAUGCAUACACAAAACCAAGCACGGUGCAUUCGCGCUGUUUACUCCAGUGGCCGCGGGCGCCUUUCCUUGCUCAAGUCCGCGUAAGCACUUCUGCACGUUCGGAACGUGUGCGUUGGAACUUAGGAAAGUGGCAGCCGCAACUGCCGCCGCCAAACAAGAACUCACUGUAGCAUACAUCCAACGGUUGGUUCCUUCGCGUGCAGUGCAUUUGGAUGAGCACGAUGUGUUCGAUGUACUUUGGCACCACUCACGCCGUUUAGCAUCAGGUGACUCCGUAGUCUGUCCUUGUGCUGUUUGGUCCCACUCUCUCUCCUUUACUAGUGUUCACUAAGUGUGUUCGUGUAAACUCAGGAGGCAAAGUUGGAAGCUAAGUUAUUGUUUGACGUCGCAUUCGUAUUCAUAGUGUGAAAUAAAAUAAUUUUUACUCUUUA
This is a messenger RNA of Rhipicephalus microplus (southern cattle tick), 6005 nucleotides long. RefSeq lists its product as uncharacterized. The record is from RefSeq and is a predicted model, not a curated record. Lineage: Eukaryota; Metazoa; Arthropoda; Arachnida; Ixodida; Ixodidae.